AUGGCGGUUCCCACUCUGUCUAUGUCAACGGACUUCAGUGCAGGCACCCAGUUUGCACUGCAGGAUUCAGAGAUUAAACCAGUGAAGCUGGAAGACUGCAGUCAAACACUGGAGCUGAAUGUCAACAUUAAAGAUGAAGAAGAGAAGAUUGGAAAAUCUCUUUCUCAUGGAGACCAUGUUGAGACAUUCUCUACAUCCAGAGAGCAACAGCAGGAAGAUCACAGAGCUAAGUGGUCUCACCACUGCCCACAUUGUGAGGAGAAUUUUUCAGUUCUAUCAACACUAAAAAUACACUUGAAAAUACACCUAGGAGAGAAUCUGUAUUCCUGUACUGACUGUGGGAAGAAUUUCUCAACAUCAAAGGUUCUAACAGUUCAUCAGAGAGUGCAUACAGGAGAAAAGCCUUACUCCUGCUCUGACUGUGGUGCGAGUUUCUCUCAACUGGGCACCUUAAAACGACAUGAACGUGUACACACAGGAGAGAAGCCUUACUCCUGCUCUGACUGUGGAAAGAGUUUCUCUCGACCCGAUGACUUAAAAACACACAAACGUAUACAUACAGGAGUGAAGCCUUACUCCUGCUCUGACUGUGGAAAGAGUUUUUCUCGACUGGGCCACUUAAAAACACAUGAACGUAUACAUACAGGAGUGAAGCCUUACUCCUGCUCUGACUGUGGAAAGAGUUUCUCUCAACUGGGUGAAUUAAAAAUACAUGACCGUAUACAUACAGGAGUGAAGCCUUACUCCUGCUCUGACUGUGGAAAGAGUUUCUCUCAACUGGACAGCGUGAAAACACAUGAACGUAUACACACAGGAGAGAGGCCUUACUCCUGCUCUGACUGUGGAAAGAGUUUCUCUAAACUGGACAACUUAAAAAGACAUGAACGUAUACAUACAGGAGUGAAGCCUUACUCCUGCUCUGACUGUGGAAAGAGUUUCUCUCGACUGGGCCACUUAAAAACACAUGAACGUAUACAUACAGGAGUGAAACCUUAAUCCUGCUCUAAUUGUGUAAAAUGCUUCACAUCAACUCACCUAAAAGUUAAUCAGAGAACACACACGGGAGAGAACCCUUUCUACUGCUCUGACUGUGGAAAAAGUUUAUUUUGAAUGUGCCUGUUAAAAAGACACCAAGGUAAACAUAAAGAAGAGAAGACUUACCACUGA
Molecule: messenger RNA, 1167 nt
Organism: Salvelinus namaycush (lake trout)
Lineage: Eukaryota; Metazoa; Chordata; Actinopteri; Salmoniformes; Salmonidae
Product: gastrula zinc finger protein XlCGF7.1-like
Exons: 3
Coding region: 1-996 (331 amino acids)
Biological process (GO): regulation of transcription by RNA polymerase II; central nervous system development
Cellular component (GO): nucleus
Molecular function (GO): DNA-binding transcription factor activity, RNA polymerase II-specific; RNA polymerase II cis-regulatory region sequence-specific DNA binding
Source: RefSeq, a predicted model, not a curated record